UUGAGGGGAGGAGACCGUACCAAUUUUUGCGAGCCUUUGUGUAAUCAGAGGUUCAAUGGGAUGGUGGGACUGUACUUAGAUGCGUGGGUGUUCAGUCGUUACGUCAUACGACUGCACCUAUAGCCUUGGCGUGAGGCCCCCAGUCUCACACGAGUAAGCGCGCCACCGUAAAGAGAGGGAGAGAGAGAGAGAAAGAAAGCGCGCCGCCCUAAAAAAAGAGAAAGAGACAGCGAGAGCGAGUUUGAGGAACAGGGAGGGGGCACUAUCCCCUACAUACCCGUUGAGAGAGAGCGAGAGAGAGAGAGAGAGAGAGAGAGAGAGAGAGAGAGAGGACUCCGCCUGUACCACACUGUCAUCGUGAUGCUCCAGAGGAAAAAAGACGGCAGAGGCAAACCAACCGAGACCGAGCGUCUACCGUCGGCCUUAACAGCGAAAAUUGGUGAACCCGAGAAGUGGAUGUGUUUCAGGCGGUGCUGGAGCAACGACGACUGCCGACAAAAAGCCCUCGAGGGCCACCGAUAAAAAGCACAUCCGAGGGUGCCUGCAGCGAUGAGCGGCUUGCACGAUUUGCCCGGACGGGGGCCGCUGCCGCCAUAUCCGCGCAGCAUUUCUUGAGGUGUGGCUGAGAAAACGUCCGGAAGAUCCUGUCAGCCGAAACGACGCGACGAGGAAGAGGAGGAGGUGGUGGUGGUGGCGGUGGUGGAGUGCUGGUGGAAAAUGUUUCCUCCUCGGUGGGGCCACAGAGCGGCCCUCGCCCACCCACCGUGCCGCCAUCCAUGCCAGAUCUUCCGGAUUUGAGCCAUCUCACCGAGGAGGAGCGGAAAAUCAUCAUGGCAGUGAUGGCUCGGCAAAAGGAGGAAGAAGAGAAAGAACAAGCCAUGUUAAAAACACUGCACCAGCAGUUUGAGAGCUAUAAACAGGAGGUGCGUCGCAUCGGGGCGGAGACACGGCGUCAGCAGACCCAGCAAAAGGAUGACGCACCCACCUGCGGCAUUUGCCGUAAGACCAAGUUUGCAGAUGGCUGCGGUCACUUGUGCUCCUACUGCCAAACCAAAUUCUGUGCCCGUUGUGGAGGCCGAGUCUCCCUGCGCUCCAACAAUGAGGACAAAGUGUGUAUCAUAGUGAAGGAUAGGGUAAUGUGGGUAUGCAACCUGUGCCGUAAGCAGCAAGAGAUUCUCACCAAAUCAGGAGAAUGGUUUUCAGAGUCAGGGGUGCAGCCUGGGAGCCUGGGCUCCACCUUGAAUGACCCAGCCAGGGUGCGCGAAGCCCAACGGGAUAGGAAGCUACUCCGCUCCAAGUCUCAAGUCCCGUCAUCUACAACUAACAGCAAUACCGAGCUGCCACCCAGGACGCAAGGACCCACUGGUGGUACUUCACCGAAGGCUCCAGACAACAUGCCUGGUACUCGCUCUCAAAGUGUACCACCACGAGAAAAAAAAAGGCCAGUGUCAUACCAUGAACAGAAUGGUAAGGGAGGCCCGGGGCAUGGUACUGGCCGGAGACCUGCUGGAAAGUUACCAACUCAGUCUUCUUUAGAUGAGAGGGUUGGCCCUGGGGACCGAAGAGAGAGACAGCCAAGAGAUGGUCACAGGCUGGAAAAGAUACAUUCUCAGGACUACGAUGAUGGGGAGGACAACUUGGGUCACUUAGAAAGAAAUCGGAGACGACCAGUCGAUGAUGAACAAAGGGAGCGGCAGCGACGUGAGGAGGAGUUCCAGAACCGUUAUCGUAGUGAUCCCAACCUUGCCCGAUACCCUGUGAAGCCACAAAAAGAGGAACAGGAGAUGCGCAUGCACGCCAAGGUAUCCAAGGUCCGUCACGAACGUAGACACAGUGAUCUUGCAAUCAACGAGGUCGGACUAGGGCCCGGUGAAGGGGGAGGCUGUGAAGUGCAGGUCUCUGAAAACCGUUUGAGCAGGAGAGGAACUCGCAAAGCCCAAUCAGAAAAUUAUCGAGCUUACUCUGUUGAAAGGACCGCGGGGGAACCAGGGGGACUGUUGCCUCCAGAAAAGAAGGACUGCUUUGAGCCAGGUUUAACACAAACGGCAAGAGAAAAAGGUAGGGACAACUUGUUGAGGAAGGACUCACAAAGUUCGGAACAGUCUGAGUCUUUGCGGCCGCCCCCUUCGCGGUCGUACAAGAGCAAGCGCGGAGUAAACAAGAGGCAGAUGUCCAUCAGCAGCUCAGAGGAGGAGGGCGGCUCCACGCCUGAGUACACCAGCUGUGAGGACGUUGACAUGGAAAGCGUCAGCGAGAAAGGUGACUUCGACUGUCAUCCACUUGAUCCUACAGUUUGGCAUCAUCCUGUCACGUGGCAGCCAUCGAAAGAGGGCGAUCAUCUGAUAGGACGCAUCACGCUGAGCAAGCGAUCGUCCAUGCCACGAGAAGCUGGGUCACUCCUGGGCCUAAAAGUUGUAGGUGGGAAGCUGACAGAGACUGGAAGACUUGGGGCCUUCAUUACAAAAGUAAAAAAAGGAAGCCUGGCAGAUGUCGUGGGACAUCUAAGAGCAGGUGAUGAAGUGUUGCAGUGGAAUGGGAAGUCAUUGCCAGGAGCAACCAAGAAAGAGGUUUACAACAUCAUUCUUGAAUCAAAAGCCGAGCCUCAAGUGGAACUAGUUGUUUCAAGACCGAUAGGAGAUAUUCCGAGAAUCCCAGAGUCAUCGCAUCCUCCUCUCGAAUCUACAGGUUCGAGUUCCUUUGAGUCACAGAAAAUGGAGCGUCCAACUAUAUCAGUGAUGUCCCCAACAAGCCCAGGAGCCCUCAGAGAACUUCCUCUGGUGCUGCCUGGACAACUGUCAGUGAAACUGUGGUAUGACAAAGUAGGCCAUCAGCUCAUCGUCAACGUCCUUCAAGCCAUAGACCUGCCAUCCCGACCGGAUGGACGACCUCGGAACCCAUAUGUCAAGAUGUAUUUCCUGCCUGACAGAAGUGACAAGAGUAAACGUCGGACGAAAACAGUGAAAAAGAGCGCUGAGCCCAAGUGGAAUCAGACCUUCAUAUAUUCACAUGUUCACCGGCGAGACUUUCGCGAACACAUGCUAGAGAUCACCGUCUGGGACCAACCCAGGGUCCAGGAAGAGGAAAGUGAAUUCAUUGGUGAGAUCCUGAUAGAGUUGGAGACCGCCUUGUUGGAUGACAUCCCUCACUGGUAUAAACUCCAGACACAUGACGUGUCCUCGAUACCUUUGCCUCAGCCAUCCCCAUACCUUCCACGCAGACACGCCCAUGGAGACAGCCCCAGCAAGAAACUCCAAAGAGGGGAACGUACUUCAAGGGAAAGAGAGCGAGGCAGUACAUUGGCUGUGCCUGAACAGCAGCGUGCCCUUCAGCAUCGCUCUCGCUCUGUAUCUCCUCACCGAGAGGAUUCGUGCAGGGCGAGGUCGCGGCCUGCGCAUGUGCCCAUGCAAAGAAGCCUGGAUGAGAUUCAUCAGAACCACCACCACUCCCAGUCCCCUUCCCAUUACCACGAUUCCCAUUUUGAGCAUCAACACUCCGGUGACUCUGACUACGAGUGCUCUGAAGACAGUGAGGCCCUGGAGAUGCACAGGUCAAUCCGAGGCGGAAGUGCAGAGUGCCUACACACAAACAGUUCCACCCUCCCUGCAUGUCUAAGAAGCAAGCUGCCCCAAAGGCAAGAGGCAGGCAACAGCGUGCACCGUAGUAUCUUUGCACACCGUGUCCUCAGGUUCACUGAUGAGGUCACAGUUAGUGACCUACAGCCAUCGUUGGAUAGAGUGAGGAGUGCCAGCACCACAUGUUUGAGACCAGACACCAACUUUCACUCUUCUGACAGAGACAGGUGCUCCAAUUCAUUGCCCUGCAAGAUCCCCUCAAAUCCCCGGAUCUUAGUAGAACAUGUGGCCUCUGAAGAAGACAGGGAGUGUAGCAAUACAUCAAAUCCAGACUGUCUAAAAGGCAGCAAAAAAACCCUGGAGGGUGACAGUCGCAUCCAGCCCACCUCUAUCCUCAGGGGCAGUAGGGGCAAAGGUUGGCCACUGAGACCCUUUGUCCAGACAACUGUGGCUGAGUCCUCUCCAAACUCUCCACAGACAGACAGAACACACCCUCAUGGUAGCCCUUCUUCCCCAAUGGGGACUCCCUCAUCAGGUCGCAGGGGCCGGCAGCUUCCACAGCUCCCGGCUAAAAGCAGCAGCAUAGAACAAGCCCUAGCAGUUGAAGAGAGAGCCCGACAGCUGCAUAUGAAAGUACAUUCCUACCGGCCUUCAGCUUCCCAUAACCCUGAGUCAGAUCUCAAGAAUAAACGGGAGAUGUUUGCAGAACAGCGACGUAGCAGCGACAACAUGUCUGCAAGGUCGUCAGACAGUGAUAUGAGUGAUAUGUCAGCUCUCUCCCGUGCCAGCAGUGCCUCUCGCCUCAGUAGCACCAGCUACAUGUCUAUCCAGUCAGAGCGUCCGGGGGGACGUCUUAGUCGACAGAUGAGAGCAUCGGCGGGACGCAACAUGCAGAAGAGCUCCAGUGUUAGUGGGGAGAUCUACACGCAGGAGCGCACCGAUGGCAGCCAGUCAGACACAGCACUUGGCACAGUGGGCGGAGGCAGCAAGAAGAGACGCUCAAGCCUCAGUGCAAGAGUGGUGGCCAUUGUUGGAAACCGCCGCAGUCGUAGCACUUCACAGAUAAGUGGCCCUGAGGCAAAGACUAAGAAGGAGAAAGGAGCACCCAUCCAGCGGAGCACAGAGACUGGCAUGGCGGUGGAGCUGACCAGGAACAUGAGCCGGCAGCCCAGCAGAGAGUCCAACAAUGGCAGUAUGAACAGCUAUAACUCUGAGGGGAAUAUCUUCUCCGGGGUCAAUCUGGGAGCAAGCAGCCAGUUCAGCGACUUUCUGGAUGGCCUUGGUCCGGCUCAGUUGGUGGGAAGGCAAACACUUGCGACACCUGCAAUAGGUGAUAUCCAGAUAGGUAUGAUGGAAAAAAAGGGUCAGCUGGAGGUUGAAGUUAUCAGAGCACGAGGUCUUGUACAAAAACCAGGAUCGAAAUCCCUCCCAGCACCUUAUGUCAAGGUCUACCUGUUGAAUAAUGGAGCAUACGUAGCCAAAAAGAAAACCAAGAUUGCACGGAAAACACUUGACCCACUGUACCAGCAAGCGCUGCUGUUUGAGGAAAGCCCACAGGGUAAAGUCUUACAGGUGAUCGUAUGGGGGGACUACGGCCGCAUGGACCAUAAAAGCUUCAUGGGAGUUGCACAAAUCCUCCUGGAGGAACUGGACUUAUCAAGCACAGUAAUUGGUUGGUACAAGUUGUUCCCACCUUCCUCUUUGGUGGAUCCGACUCUGGCUUCCCUCACACGGCGAGCUUCUCAGUCGUCACUUGACAGCUCCUCUGGACCGCCCGGGGUCCGAUCCUAGUGGGCCAAAAGCUCUAGACCACUCUGCGAAUGACUAACUCAUGACCUGCAUCGUAAGAAGUGAGACAUGUAGAGCAACAACAAUCAGAAAACACAUCACGCAACAAGAAAGCUUUGUUGAGAUCUGACAAUCACUCCAAUUGUGGUUCAUUCCGUCUGUUCCGGGGGAGUACCGUAUUUCAGUGUUCCAUCACAAUUUAGAGAAAGGUCUCCGUUUUUCCUUUGUGCACGCUGAAGAUCGGGGGCUGUCUCCAGGCGACAGGCGGUAGCUUUCAAGUUGAGCUGAUGAGGUGAAUACGAGAUGAAUGCCAAGUGACAAACGAAGCAGGGUGGCUUUUAGUAAAGCAAUGAAAUGUACGUAAGCGUUGGAAUGUAUGAACUUGAGACAGAGGUCACCUGCCCCUCCCCCCACACCUGCGGGUCGUGAGUGUAGUGGAAUCCUAUCUGCAGGGGCCUCAGCUAGAACCCCAUCAGACUGCCAGCACCUCUGCCCACGAGCAGGGGGCUUCCACAUGGGUAUUUAGUCUGGAAACACAGGGCCUUCUUCUGGUGCCUACACCCUGAAGCCGCGUCACUGGUCCUUCUCUCUCUCUCUCUCUCUGUCGAAAGGUCCUCUUUUCAAAAUGUUUACCGUGGCUGCCCGAAAGCCAUACUUGUCUUUGUGCAUUUGCUUUGUUGUCUUUUUUUUUUCUCUCUUACUUUUGCACAAAAUGAUUUUAGAGUGUGUUUGAUGCUCAUGAUAUGUGUCAGUCCGGUGCGUGCAUGGAGAGAAAAUACACAUGCGAUUAAAAAAAAAAAAAAAAAAAAGGAUAUGGAACUAUUUAUUGUCUGCAAGUCUUGUGCAGGUAUCGGGGACUGGUGAUGAAGACACAUCUUAGAUUUUUAAACAUGCGAUUAAAUGAAGUUGUCCUUGUAAAGAUGUGUGUGUAUUAGGCAUCCCAGGAGGUUGACCAACAAACAAAAAUUUGUGUUACGACUAUUCAACGUCACAGAAAUACAUCAUCACUCUAAAACAUGAAAAGGGAAAUCUUUUUUUUUUUUUCAACCAAAGGAAGACUUGGAUAUUAGUCAAAUUACCCUCACCCGAGCAUGUUUAAAUAUUUUUUUAUUAAACCUUUACUUUAUGUUUUGGGCGGAAUUAAACACAAGCACAAGAGCUUGAUUUUUUUACAACUAAAAGUUUAACUUUUUAAAAAAAGAAAACGUAGUUUUGAAAAGAGAAAUAAAACUAAAACUCACACACUGGUUCUGUUCAGUUUGGUGUAGUUAGUAGAAAACAGAAAAGAGAAAUUGCUCACACUUUUCAUUGUGCAACACUGUUCAUACGAAAGUCGCCCAUCGGACUGAUGAGUCAGGACAACAUCAACUCAUUUUCCAUUUGACCUACUGACCCCUCUCACCUUGUAAGAAAGGGGCCUGUUUGACCUGCAUGCAAUGUUUUUUUUUUUUUUUGUAAAAUCAGCUACAUGAAAAAAAAAGAUGCCGAACUAGACACGUGUGGGUUUUUUUUUUCCACUUACUAUCGGGCCGCUUGUAUGUUGCAUGCAGUUGUACAGUUUGCUCGUAAUUGAAUAUUCAAGAAGUAAAACCAAGAAACGGAAGCCAUUCUCAUCAAAAAUGCAUUGGAAAUCCCAACUGCAAGUCUAUGCCAUGUCCGUCAGUCAGGUGCUGAACGUCUCUCAAACAGAAUCGGAAGAUUACGUUGACGUUGUUCCUCAUACUCUCUAACAGAUGUACUGUAGUUCCUGAGCAAGCAGACCUCACAACCCUUCCUGCUGUUAUUCCACAUCAUUGUAUACCUCCGAGGAGCUGGUGUAUCAAUAAACAUGUACAGUGCAAAUGCAAAUCAGAUCUACUUAUAUGGAACUAUAACAUAAUGUUGUCAGCUAGGAUAUUAUGACGUAUAAAAGCAAAAAAAAAA
Messenger RNA from Hippocampus comes (tiger tail seahorse), 7283 nucleotides. RefSeq names its product regulating synaptic membrane exocytosis 1b (gene rims1b). Bases 777 to 5363 code for a protein of 1528 amino acids. Gene Ontology annotation, cellular component: presynaptic membrane; cytoskeleton of presynaptic active zone. The record is from RefSeq and is a predicted model, not a curated record. Gene Ontology annotation, biological process: regulation of synaptic plasticity; intracellular protein transport; regulation of synaptic vesicle exocytosis. Lineage: Eukaryota; Metazoa; Chordata; Actinopteri; Syngnathiformes; Syngnathidae. Gene Ontology annotation, molecular function: small GTPase binding; transmembrane transporter binding. The transcript is spliced from 32 exons.